AAUAAAAAGGAAAAAUGGAAUGUACCCAAAAAAAAAAUUGAAGGGGAUCCCUCAAAAUUGAAGUCCUAUAAAAAAAUGGUGAGCUUCUUCUUCGAAGUUUCUUUUCCGUCGCCACCCUCCGCUACUCCGCCGUUGUACCACCGUGCAUAACCUCGCUUAACUCAUUGGUUCUCUCUCACACGAGUCUUACCAUCAACAGUAACGCAUUUGUGUUUUACUAUUAUAGAUUGGUUGAUGAAACACAACACCAAAUCAGACUGACUGUCAACAUUUUUCUUCAAAAUCCAGAAGCCUUUCCCCGUUUUGCUGCUGCUGGAGAUAUAAUUCGGCUUUGUAAUGUUGAGGUACAACUCUUUGUGUGCAAUUGUCAUUUGUCUAGGCGUGGUUUUUAACACACAGUUCUAUGUUUCUAAGUUUUGUGACAAAAUCUAACUAAGCUUAGAGUCAGCCAAACCCGACAUUUGAUAUAGGCUGGUCGUUAUACGUCUCCACCCUUCAUCAUCUGAUCUCCUCCAACCUUCCAUGUCCAUACCUUCUUCAACACUUCACUAACGCAACCUUAUCACUCUCUCAAUGCCACCUAACAUCACACUCAAGCCCUCUUCCGCAUCAUCUUCAUCGCCAUUCAAAAACAUCACCUUCCCCAAAAACAACAAGAACAAAAAGAAACCACCCAAUCCAACACAACCCAUUGACCAUUCCCACCUCUCACAACUUCUCUCCAAACCCAAUUCAGACUGGGUCAUCUUACUCAACCACCAACUCCAUUCCAACAAAUUACAACUCACACCCCCUUCACUCUCCACCAUUUUCCAAAACAUUCAAAACCCAUUACACUCCAUCAAAUUCUACACAUGGGUUUCCACUAUCAACCCUUCACUGGCUAAAAAUCCUUCCAUUCACCGCAUUUUAGGUAACACGUUAUACCGAAACGGUCCCGUUCUUCUUUCUGCUGAGUUUCUCAAUGAUGUUCAUAAAUCAGGUUUUAGGGUUAGUGAUGAUUUGUUAUGUGUUUUGAUGGGUAGUUGGGGUAGGCUUGGUUUAGCUAGAUACUGUGUUGAUGUUUUUGGUCAAAUUUCAUUUUUGGGUAUUGCUCCAAGUACUAGGUUGUAUAAUGCUCUUAUUGAUGCAUUAGUUAAAUCAAAUUCUAUUGAUUUGGCUUAUCAUAAGUUUCAACAGAUGAUUGGUGAUCAUUGUUUUCCUGAUAGGAUUACUUAUAAUGUUCUUAUUCAUGGUGUUUGUAAGAUUGGUGUUGUGGAUGAGGCUCUUCGUUUGAUUCGACAGAUGAAGGAUAAGGGACUUUCUCCUAAUGUUUUUACUUACACAAUAUUGAUUGAUGGGUUUUGUAAUGCUAAGAGGGUUAAUGAAGCUUUUGGGGUUUUCGAUAUGAUGAAGGAGAGUAAGGUUUGUUUAAAUGAUGCUACUGUUAGGACAUUGGUUCAUGGGGUUUUCCGUUGCGUUGGUCCGAGUAAGGCGUUUGUGUUGUUGUCUGAGUUUUUAGAUAGGGAGGAGAAUGUUUGUUUCGGUAAGUUAGCUUGUGAUACAGUACUGUAUUGCCUUGCGAAUAAUUCAAUGGCGAAAGAGAUGAUCGUGUUUAUUAGAAAAGCCUUAGCUAGAGGUUAUGUCCCUGACAGUUCCAUUUUCAAUGUUAUAAUAGCUUGUUUGGUUAAGGAAGCUGAGCUGAGAGAGGCGUGUGAGAUGUUUGGAAUUUUCAGGAAGCAAGGUGUGAAGCCAGGUAUUGGUACUUAUCUUGUACUUGUUGAAGCUUUGUACAAAGAUGAAUGGAGAGACGAAGGGGAUCAAAUUUAUGAUCACAUGAUUAGUGAUGGGUUGAUUUCGAAUGUCGUUUCAUAUAACAUGUUGAUUAAUUGCUUCUGCAAAUCAAACUUGAUGGACAAAGCAUCCAAGGUUUUCAGGGAGAUGCAAUUUAGAGGCUCCACUCCCAACCUUGUUACUUUCAAUACCCUUAUUAAUGGCCAUUGUAAGGAUGGAGCAAUAGUCAAGGCACAAGAGCCGCUAGAGAUGCUUUUAGAAAAUGGGCUUAAACCUGAUAUCUUCACUUUUAGUUCUAUAAUUGAUGGACUGUGUCGAAUAAAGAGGAUUGAGGAAGCUUUUGAAUGCUUUAAUGAGAUGAUUGAAUGGAACAUCAAUCCAAAUACUAUUAUUUACAAUAUCUUGAUUCAUGCUUUAUGCAGCGUUGGGGAAACUGCAAGAUCAGUGAAGCUUUUAAGAAGAAUGCAAGAGGAAGGAAUAAGCCCUGACACCUACUCCUAUAAUUCUUUGAUUCAAAUUUUUUGUAGGAUGAAUAAGGUUGAGAAAGCUAGAAAGCUUUUUGACUCAAUGACAAGAUCUGGCUUGAAUCCUGACAAUUACACAUACAGUGCUUUUAUAGUGGCACUUUCUGAAUCUGGGAGAUUAGAGGAAGCCCUGAAAUUGUUUUACUCAAUGGAGGCGAAUGGUUGCUCUCCUGAUUCAUAUGUAUGUAACUUAAUUAUUAAAACAUUGGUUCGGCAAGAUCGUGUUGAAGAGGCUCGAAAGGUUGUAGAAAGGUGCCGGCAGAAAGGAAUAUUUUUGAAUUGUAUUCCUAAUCCGUAGAUCGGUUUUCUAUUAGUUUCUGGACUCUUCUACAAAAUUGAGAGUUCUGCGGAGAAGAUAUUGAAACAAGACACAGGUACCUUAGAUUAUAAAGCUCUGUUGACAUGGAGGAUUUGUGUUAUGUUUGGAUGCAUUAAUUAGUUAUGCACAUGUAUGUACUCCUACUUAACAACCCAUUGGGUUCUAAUUGAAUUUUGGAGAUUUCUUUGUUAGCUACCUUAAAUGUUAGUAAGAUGUUAUAUAUGCAAAUAAAUAUUCGUUAACAUGAUGGAAGUCAUGACAACAAUCAAUUGAAUAAUGGCUUUGUCUAACAUGCAAAAGUGAAAUAAGGCUUUGACUAACAUUCUGCGGCCUGUUGUUUGAUUAUUCUUUCUUGCUUUUUAUUAGAUUUUGUAUGUUUUGAUUGUUUGGUCCUUUAAUUGAAGGGUUCGGUUUUGAUGCUUUAUUUCUUUUGCAGGGUUUGAUUUUGAUUCUUUAUUUCAUUUCCAGAUUUCAAUUUGUUUCUUGUUUUAUUUGUUAUUCUAUUUUGUAUAUUGUUUCUUUUUCAACUAACAAUGGAUUCAGGAUCUUUGAGUUCUCCCGACAUCAAAACUGAAUCACACGAUUUAGGAACAAUUUAUUCAGAGAAAGAAUUCCUGAGAAAAUGCAAUCAAAGAUUGACAGUGGUGAGUCUCGUCUAUCCAAGUUCUGCAAAUACUCACAAACUUUAUGGGUUCAACUCUCUUGCUUUCUCUUGUUGGUGGCUUCAUCUCAGUACUUAUUUGAAUAGAUCACAACUUGCUUGCUUUUUGGAUCACUAGAAGUUCUGGCUUUGGCAAUGGUUACCUUUCAAGCUGCUUCAGAUCAUUUACAUCCAAAUGCAUGUGGGAAAUCAAGUUGUAUGAAAGGCAGAAUAUGAUUCAUGUUUUACAGAUAAAUGAGUUUGUUGGCAUUGGGUAUUGGAGGAGUAAGAGGAUCUAUGACUGCUUUUGGUGCUGACCAAUUUCAAGAAAAUGAUCCAAAUGAAGCAAAAGCUCUUGCUAGCAUUUUCAAUUGGCUUUUGCUUAGUUCGGCUCUUGGAGCAAUUACUGGUGUGGUUUGGAUUAGUACACAAAGAGCUUGGCAUUGGGGAUUUUUCAUAAUAACUAUUGCUUCCUAUAUUGGUUUUAUGUCUCUUGCUAUGGGAAGUCUUUUUAUAGAAUCAAAACUCCAGGAGAUAGCCCCAGAAUCAUAAUUGCUCAGGUUAUUGUUGAGGCAAUUAAAACUCGAAAGCUGUCAGUUAUAUGAAAUCAGUGACAAAGAUGCAAUGCAACAGUGGAGAAAAUUGUUCACACAAAACAAAUGAGGUGACUUUCCUGCUCUCCUCCCUGGAAACCAUCUAUUGUUUUCACCUUCACAAUUUCUGAUAUUGUGGCAAAUUUAGAAAGCGCUUUCACUCUGUGAUAGUAGUAGUCAUGGUAGCAUUUCUAGUGCUACAAUCUCUAUUGGAUCUGACUGAUACUGAAAAUGUUACAUGAUUCUUAUUGAAAAUGUUAAAGAUUUAGGAAUGUGAUCUAACAUUAGGCUGCUGUGUAGAAUUUUGUGAAACACAAUAGCCAGUAAAUUUGAUCAUUUUACAAUUUUAGUAUCAUUUGUUAAUGCAUGUGUAAAUUUAUUUGCAACUUCUCUUUUAGUCUUUUGGUUUGAACUACAGGCUAAAGCCAUUGUAUUUGAUGUUACUUUUAGAUUAGAGCAUUGAAAAGUUCAA
Molecule: messenger RNA, 4321 nt
Organism: Trifolium pratense (red clover)
Lineage: Eukaryota; Viridiplantae; Streptophyta; Magnoliopsida; Fabales; Fabaceae
Product: putative pentatricopeptide repeat-containing protein At3g16890, mitochondrial
Exons: 5
Coding region: 574-2595 (673 amino acids)
Molecular function (GO): protein binding
Source: RefSeq, a predicted model, not a curated record